AUGAUUAAUACUGAUUUACAAAAUAUGAAAUCACCUAACUUUAAAAUAGCUAUCAAAUACGGGAUGAGAGAAAAGGAUGUUAAAUAUAUUAAUAAUAAUAUGGAAAUGAUUGAUAAUCAUAAUAACAUAAAUAUACUUAAAAGGAAGUUAACUCCUAAUGAAACUAGAAUACAUAAAAAACAGAAGAAGGAAAAUAGUACAGAUUCGUUUGUAGAUAAUAUAAAUCAGGACAAAUGUAGCAAAGAAUUUGAUAAGGAAAUAUUUCAAGAAACUAAUAAAAAGGAUAAAGGUAAUAAAGAAGAUAAAGAAUAUUUGAAUGGAAAAUUCUUAAGAGAAAGCUUGAACUCUACAAAUGGUUUAGACAUGUUAAGAAAAUUUGUAAAAAUCUGUAAUGAAAAUAAAGAAGGAGAUUUGGCAGCAGAAUAUUUAAAUGCAGGUGGUAAUAUUUUUGAAAUAUUAAAAUUAUUAAAUACUGCUGAUAAGAAAGGAACUGGCAUUGCUAUAACUGUAUUUUCUGCAACAAGGAUAUUAUUAAUAAAGAUAUUAACACAAUAUCCGCAAUAUCAUACUAGUACAGAAGAGGCAUGUCGAUAUUUGAUUAAUUCACAUUUAUCAGUAAUUCAUGCAAUGCUAUCUACACAAAGUAAUGCAAAACAACAGAAAGUAGUUUUACAAUUACUUGCUGCAAUAGUUUCAUUAGGUGGCAAUCUCCCACGUGAAUUACUUAUUCACUUGUCUUUAUCAUUGGAGGUUGUUAAAUCACUCGUGCAACAUACAAAACCUACAGAUGAUCAGAAUACAAGAAAUUGUUUUAUUCAUUUUAUCAUGGCUUUUUUAAUAGAAGGAAACAUACCAAUCAUUAGAACUCUUUUAGAUAAGCGUGAUUUGCUUUCCAGUAUAUUCCCUGAUUUAAUAUAUGAUUCUAAAGAUAUUGUUGUUUUAAUUUUAACUACUCUCAAGACUUACAUUCUUCAGAAUGCAAAUGUUAGCAAGACUAUGAAAUUACAAAUAUUUUCAACAUCAGUUAUUCAAAAUCUUUUGUGUCUCUAUAAUUGGAAAGGUCCAAAUAAUUGGCCAAAACUUAAAACUCAAAGUUCUGUAACAGAUUCACAUUUUCUUCUUGAAAAAGAGGUGGUUUGCAAUGUUGUACACGAUUUUUUACUUUUAUUGCUAACAUCACAUCGAUAUGGUAUUAUUUUUCACGAUCGUACGCUUGGCACUUCACAUGUUAAACAUAAUUAUAUGAUAAACACAAUACUUCAAAGUUUAGAUCGACCUUGGGAAUAUGAAAAGCCAUCAAAUUUAGUAAUAAAAAUAAUAACAGCAUGUCCAGACUUAAUUAAACCUCAAUUUACUCUUUUGGAAUCAUACAUUGCACCCGAAGUUUCACUGAAAUGGAUUGCAGUAAUUAAAUUUAUAAGAGAGAUAAUACAGUCAGUGGAUAUAAAAAUGUGCAUAAAAUUAUGUUCAACAGAAUUAAAUAUAUUGCAAUUAACUAGUGCCAUAGUAUCUUUAAUGAUACCAGAAGUAAUUUUGAAACAAGCAGUUGUGCCAUCUUUAACUCAUUCUAAUGUAUCAAUAAGGCAUGAAGCAAUACUCACCCUUAUAUCUAUACUUAAUCAAAUACAAAAGUAUAUCACAGAUUUGAAAACAGUUUAUAAUGAAAAUAAUGAUUUCAAUAUUUUUAGGAAUUUUGUAACAGAAUUUAUAGUAAAGAAUGUACCCAAUUUAAACAUGAUAUUGAAUGUGUGGAAUUGUGCUUUUAUAUCCAAUUCAAUUGAUGGUAGUAGUAUCUACAAAGAAAAUAUUGUAGAACCGAAGAAAUAUGAACAUUUGAUAGCUAUUUUAAAUUUAUUGCAUAUUUAUAAUGAUGUAUGUCCAAAAUUGUUAGACAUAUCAUCUGACAUGGAAACUGAAACAUUUUUAGAUACAUUGAAUAAAUUAGAAGAUAUCAGUACCAUUGAACUUAAUGUUAUAAAAGUAAAAGCUAUACAGUUCCUAGUUAUACUGUACCCUUAUGAAUUUUCAUCACAUAAGAAAAUGUUUAAUAAUGCAUUAUCAUUUUUAAUAUCUAUUUUAAACGAAGAAACAUCGUCAAUUGCAUUAUGUACAAGAACAACAAUCAGAACAUUAUUGAAUGUUACUGGAUUAUUUGAAGGAUGUAGUGAUCAUUUGGAUAUUUGGAUCAAUGGUUUUAUAAACCUAAAUAAUAGGAAAAGAGUAACAAAAUGGUUCAUUCGUAUAAUAAAGGAAACUGUACAAAAUAUUGAAAGAUAUGUAAAUGAAAUAAUUAAAACUGAAGAAAGUAUUGAUCAUGAAUUGGUUCAUACUGGCAAAUUACAAAACAUAUUCAGUGAAUUGAUUAAUAAGCCUGCCAUUUACGAAAAUUUAGAAAGUAAUAUUUUACCUAUGCAACGAUUCACAUCAAUAUCACCUCUUUUAUGUUGCAUGUUACAUAAAAUGAAGGAAGAUUUAGAUUCUUCAAUUUUAUCUUAUUUGUCUUACAUUUUAAUACAUACAUUACAUUAUCAAGUAAUGCCCCAAUGUUUGAUAUAUUUAACUAAAGAUAUAGAAAAAUUACCAGUAAAAGAAUAUUUCCUGAGUUGGUUAGAUGGUAACCAACUUGUUUCUAUUAAAAAAAUAGUUCCCACAAUGACUUUAUUAUGUAAAAUAAAUUCAGUAUUUUUAACUAAUGCUAAAAUACAAUUGGAUGAAAUAUUUGAUGGUAAUAAUGUAGUUACUUUUCAUUAUAACAAUGAGAAUAUGAUUAUCCAUCAUUCUUUAUCAACAUAUGAAAUUAUAUAUUUGUUUAAAAUGACUACAUUCUACUUACUUCAAUUUACUAAAAAACAUGUUUUAACGAAGAUACAGUAUGAUAAUUACAAAACUUUUUUAAUAUCAUUAUUAUAUAUUUCAAAAAAUAAUCUAGAUAGCUCUACUCUUUUGGAAGAAUGUGUAAAGUCGAUUUCUACACAUCCUAUUGUUUUGCAUUAUUUUUCUCCAUUUCAUCAGAAAAGUAAAAGUGUCUCAAGGAGUAUGAUAACUGACAUAAUUAUUGAUGUUUGUAAUACAAUAAUUGAUUUGUGUAAAGGAUUUAAUAUUAGAAAAUUAUUUGUUCAUUUUAAAAAUAAGUUAUUUAUGAAGCUAUAUAAAAUGAUGGAUAAAAACCAAAAAAAUGUGACAAUAAAUUUUGACACGAUUAUUACAUUGUUAGAGAUAUUAAAACCAUCAUCAAAAGAUGUUACAUACUUAUUAAAGAGAUUAAUGAAAUUAGAAGAUAACAUGUUUAUUUCAAGCAAUGAAAAAAGUUUAUCAAUAUAUGGGCAUUUAGUUCCAACAUUUUUAAAAAUCACUAAUAGUAAUGAAAUGAAAUCUGAAAGGAGUGUAUUUUUUGAAUUAGAUGAAAAAUUUGUUAGAGAUUUUUGUUUGCACCUGAUUUUCUUGAAAUCAAAUUUAAUUAGAAACUUUGAAUUGUGGGAAGCAACAUUACAUGAGUUUCUUUUAAACUUUUCAUUCAAUAUUGGUGGCAUUGAUGAAAGUAUUUUCACAUCAUUAUUAUCCACGAAAAUUACAGAUGCAACAAUAAAUUUAAUUUCAUUUCUAAUUAGAAGAAAUGUAAAAUUUAUUCCCAUUUUUAUGAAAUGUAUAGUAAAACCAAAGAAUAUGAUGAAAAAUGGCAAUAAUAUAUUACAAAUAGUUUCAAGUAACUUGAAUUUUAAAUGGAAUCAAAAGUUUUUAGAACAUUUGAGAAAAUGCUAUGAAGCCGAAAUUUCAUCUUACUUAUGUAAUCCAAAAAAUGCUGAACCUUGGAUAGAAGAAAAUAUUAUUGCAAUUUCUUAUUUAAUUAAAACAACAUUUAAUUUUAAAACAUGUGAUGGUAUAUGUAAUAUUAUUUUACAAACUUGCCAUAAACUAGAUGUGGUAUCUAUUAACUAUAUUAAACUUGUUCAAAGUAUAUACAACAAAGCUGCUGCCUUGGAAACAGAGAGUGAAAAAUAUAUUAUGAAUUUGAUUCAAGUACUACUUCACAUAAUCACUGUCACUUUAAAAAAGGAACCUAAAAAUUUUCAGAAGCUUUGUAUUCUUUGUGAAGCAUUGAAUAAUAAAAUUAAAUAUUUAAAAGACAGAAAAAACGUUUCCGAAUUUGAGAAAUUAAGUACUAUUCAUUCAUGGUCACAGUUAACUCGAAUUUCUUUAAAGUUUGGUCUCGAUAGAUUAAAAUGCAAUGAAGAAGUACCCAUAUUAAAAAUUUUAAGUACUUUAUGUGAUAUUGCAUAUAAAAAUAACAGUAACAAUGCAUAUGUCAAAACUUUAUUUGAAAUGGCAACUUCUCAUUCUGAAUUUAUUAACAUUAUGCUAGGUUCAUCAAAUACUAAAAGAGAUUUAGUGGAAUUGUUAUGGAUUCUCAUGCAAAAAAAUAAAGUAGUUGUGACAUUAAAGCAUAUACCCGUUUAUUUAGCAGCAUACAAUGCUACUUUAGCUGAAGUUGAUCAAUACAUUUUAUUUAUUUUGCAAUAUUACGAAAGUAAUAAUAUUAACAUUUGUGAGUAUCGGCCGUAUGUGUGGGGAAAUGUGGCGGCAGUAUAUUACAAUGUAAAAGGUGAAACGCACACAACUUUAUGGAGACAACCAUCUAUUAUUCAAGUUCUAAAUUUAUUUGAAGAGAAUAUAGUAAACAAUACUAUAAAGAAAUACCCUAUUGAUAGAGCUUUGAAGAGUGAUGAAUUAUUUAGAGCAAGUGAUGUUUACGAUCCGGCAUUUUAUUUACCAUUAUUAUAUUUCUUAUUAUCGGAAAAUAAUGUUGUACCAUGUCAUAAAGUUGCCCAAAGUGGUGCAUUAGCAUUAACACUUGUUGCAUGUAGCAGCACGCAUUGUGAAGUUCGGAUGAUAGCUUAUACGAUCAUUACGAGAUACUAUACUCAUUUGGAAGCUUCUAGCUCAAAAACAAAGUUAUUGUGGAUGCGAUUGAUAGAUGCAUUGCGUUAUGGUAUUGUAUCACAGCAGUCAGAACUUAAUGACGUACGCCUAAACUGUAUGGUUUCUACAUUUUUGGCAAGAACGUCUUUAAUAGCUACACAGCCAUUGAAUCCUCUUUAUACAGCUCUACAAAUGUUUUUGAUGGCUAAACCAGCAUUAGAUAUAAAUACAAUACCUGAAUUAUUACAAUUCCUUUACAGUUCUGAUAUGCAGUAUAUAACAUACAGACAUUGGAUCUUGGAAAAUAUUCGCGAUAGUAUGAAAACAGAGACUGAAGUGGACAUAGCGUUUAAAUGCGUUUUGUUUAAAAUGCUUUUAGAUUUUUAUAUUUCUACUCUUUCAGAUUCACAUACGAAAAAACUUAUAUUAGAAAUCCUUAAUGCUACAUUAAAGAUUAGGAAAGCCUCUAUACUUUUUAUCGAGAACUAUGGACUAUUUCCGUGGUUAUUAGAGAUUACAAACAAUUUGCAGCAACAUGAAGUACAGCAUACUGAAGUUAUAGUGAAAAUAAUGGACAAACUGUUAAAUAGUGUUCUACAUAUAAAAGGAGAUAUUAUUCCUUAUAAAUUAAUGAUUUUAAAUGUUGUAUUAUGCCUAAAGUCUCACUUAGUAAAAGAUAUUAGAAUUAAGAUCAUUACUUUAUACAUCAACAUUUUGCAAAAAUUAAUUCUCUCGAAAUCUAUGAAAAUAGUUAUUACUAAAGAAUGCAUAUUAGAAAUUCUUGAAUUUUCUAAAAAGAUAUUAGACAAUUUAGAGGAAUGUGAUGACAUGUUACGUUUUGGUUGUAAAUAUGUGAUUAAGGCGGAUUGUUCAGAAAAUGAUGAUGAAAUUCAAAUAGCUAGAAAUAGUUUAAGGACAUUAGUAUGGACAUGGUGUAGUCACGAAGCAAAUUGA
This is a messenger RNA of Eufriesea mexicana, 5871 nucleotides long. RefSeq names its product nucleolar pre-ribosomal-associated protein 1. The transcript has 15 exons. The coding region runs from base 1 to 5871 and encodes 1956 amino acids. Gene Ontology annotation, cellular component: nucleolus. The record is from RefSeq and is a predicted model, not a curated record. Lineage: Eukaryota; Metazoa; Arthropoda; Insecta; Hymenoptera; Apidae. Gene Ontology annotation, biological process: maturation of LSU-rRNA from tricistronic rRNA transcript (SSU-rRNA, 5.8S rRNA, LSU-rRNA); maturation of 5.8S rRNA from tricistronic rRNA transcript (SSU-rRNA, 5.8S rRNA, LSU-rRNA).